Messenger RNA from Daldinia decipiens, 848 nucleotides. RefSeq lists its product as uncharacterized. The transcript has a single exon. Bases 145 to 654 code for a protein of 169 amino acids. NCBI's taxonomy places the organism in Eukaryota, Fungi, Ascomycota, Sordariomycetes, Xylariales, Hypoxylaceae. The record is from RefSeq and is a predicted model, not a curated record.
GGACACUUCCCCGGAAGGGACCUUUGCCAAACCGCCCGGCAACUUUCACAGCAGCAGUAAGACGUGUUGUGGGGUAGUUCUACGGAGAAGGAUGAUGAGUGGGCUUUGGGGGAACGGUAGGAAUGAUGUACGCAAAAUUCGGAGAUGAGCGUUCACAGAUUCCUAGGUACCUUAGGUACCUCGGAAGCCCUACUAGCCCUUGGAUUGGUUUGGGUGAUGCAACCACCAGAGAACCAACGAAUACCACCCUUUUGGCAGAAAGUACUCGAGUUGGCCAAGACACCCAAAACACCCCAACACCACCAACAUGGUGGAAAGACAGUACCUGAAACUAUCGCUGAUGAAGAUGUAGAAGAAGAAGAAGAAGAAGAAGAGAACCACGAAAACGAUCGUGAAGAAACGCCCCCUAGCGCAUACGAACACGAAUCCGAACCCGAGCGAAUUGUCAUCGAGGAAAGUGAUGACAGCAAUACCGAAGAUCUCCAAACCGAGAUAGACGCGAUGAAGGAGUCCAUAAACAACACUCUCGAAGAAAUACUCGCCAACCAAAAACUCAUCAUCAAGCGCCAACAACAGCAAGGAGACAAACUCGCGAAGAUCGAAGAAGCUCUACAAACCCACUACAAAAUAAAAUCCGAGGUUAUAUCACAAUAAACAAGGACGAAGAGGAGGACGACAAAACCAUAGAAUACGUUCCACCGAAGACUUGGGCAGGUCAAACAGCAUCACCAACACCGACACCAAAAAGAAAAGUAAAAAUACAUAUUCGAACCCCUAAAAGAGCGUAGAUCUCUGACGAUGACAUGGCUUAGGUCUUAGACAAUGACAUGAGUAAAGUGAUGUGGACA